AUGGCGGACGCUGUCUCAAUAGAGCAGAACAACAAGAUCCGUGUGGCUCUCGGCCUCAAGCCACUCCCUGUGCCCGGCGCCGGUCCCCAAUUCCAAGAAUCAGACAGUGAGUCCGGCGAUGAAGAAGAGGAAGAAGAAGCCAGCACCGUCGAUACACGACAAGCCGCCGGAUACGAUAAUUGGAAGAAACUUCAAGAUGAAGCCCAGGCGAAGCGACAGAGGGAAGAAAGAAAUUCUGCCAUCAAGAAAGCGCGCGAGCUUGCCCAGCGAAACAUACAACUCCAAGGCUCAACACUAGGAGAAGACAGUGGCGCCGCGCUUGACACAAAGGCAUGGCUCGCACAGUCCAAAAAGCGCACCAAGAAGAUUGAGCAAGAGCGCGCCCGCAAAACCGCAGAGGAACUGGAAGAGCGCGAGCGCCUGUUAGCGACCGAGUACACCGCAGCAGAUCUAGCCGGUAUCAAGGUCGGACACUCUGCGGGCGAUUUUGAUGGCGAUGAAGAUCACAUCCUCACACUCAAGGACGCUGCGGUCGAUGACGACGAUGAGGUGGAUGAGCUUGAAAAUACGGCCCUGACCGAGAGGGAGAAGCUGCAGGAAAAGCUGGAGCUGAAGAAGAAAAAGCCCGUAUACGAUCCCAACGCUGAAGGUCAGGGACUUCUUUCACAAUACGACGAUGAGAUCGAUGGCAAGAAACGGAAGCGAUUUACACUGGAUGCCAAGGGUUCAACCGAGGAGCGUGAGGCACAGCGGAAGGAAGUCUCCAACCAGCUGAAGAAGAACGUGAUCAACCUCGAGUUCGAGCCAGAAGUACCCACCUCUGAUUACAUGGAUAUCAGCGAGGUCAAAAUUAAGAAGCCCAAGAAGAAGAAGGCCAAAACUACGAAACAGAGAGCUGUAAUGGACGACGAUGAUCUCGCUCCGCCUGCUGAAACUGCCGCUACACAAGGAAACUCCGCCAUGGACAUAGACUCUAGUGCAGGCGUACCAGUCCCUGCUCGCCGCAAGCCCACCACUGAAAAUGUCUCUUUCGCAGACGACGAUGAUCUCCAGGCCUCACUUGCGCUGCAACGGCGCGCUGCAUUCAAGAAGCGCAAGAAGAUCAGCCCCGAGGAACUUGCCCGUCAACUCCGCGAAGAGGAGGCUGAAGAAGCCAAGAACGAGGAAGAUGAACCCGGACUUAUCAUUGACGAAACGACCGAGUUUGUCGCUAAUUUAUCAAAGUCUGCCGUUCUCGAAUCCGAGGAGAAGCUCAAAGCUGCUUCAAAGCCAACUCCCGCAGAAGAACCCACCAGCCCAGAGCCCGCACCCGAGGCCGAGGGCGAAGGAAUGGAGAUCGAUAUGGACCGCUACGGUGACGUUGAAAACGAAGAGGCAAAGCGUGGCGAAGCGGCUCCAACCCGUCCCGAAAUUAGCGGCACCGGUCUGGAAGAAGAGUCUACAUUGGACGAGGGUCUCGGAGCCACUCUUAAGAUGCUACGCUCGCGCGGUCUGGUGAAAGACAAUGACGGUGGUGCCAAGAACGCACUCCACCGUGAUCGCGAACGCUUCAUCGCCGACAAAGCCAACCGCGAGACCGAAAUCGAGCGCCGCGCGCGCCAGCAGCGUGAGCGCGACCGUACCUCCGGUAAACUUGAGCGUAUGUCCGCUCGCGAGCGGGAAGAGCACGCGCGCUGGGAGAAUAAGCAGCGCGAUCAGCAAGAAGCGCGCCACAUGGCCGAAGUCUUCAAUCGCGAGUACAAGCCGGAUGUUCAACUCCGCUACGUCGAUGAGUUUGGUCGCAACAUGAACCAGAAGGAGGCCUUCAAGCAGCUCAGUCAUCAAUUCCACGGCAAGGGCAGUGGUAAGAUGAAGACCGAGAAGCGUUUGAAGAAGAUUGAGGAAGAGAAGAAACGCGAGGGCAUGAGUGCGUUGGAUACUAGUCAGCAAGGUGGCAGGAAUACUGCUGUUGGUGACGCUGCGAAAAAGAAUCGUCAAGCUGGUGUUCGCUUGGGUUGA
Molecule: messenger RNA, 1998 nt
Organism: Penicillium brevicompactum
Lineage: Eukaryota; Fungi; Ascomycota; Eurotiomycetes; Eurotiales; Aspergillaceae
Product: U4/U6-U5 snRNP complex subunit SNU66
Exons: 1
Coding region: 1-1998 (665 amino acids)
Biological process (GO): mRNA cis splicing, via spliceosome; maturation of 5S rRNA
Cellular component (GO): U4/U6 x U5 tri-snRNP complex
Source: RefSeq, a predicted model, not a curated record